Molecule: messenger RNA, 222 nt
Organism: Gongylonema pulchrum
Lineage: Eukaryota; Metazoa; Nematoda; Chromadorea; Rhabditida; Gongylonematidae
Source: the annotation of a GenBank genome assembly
AUGGGAUAUAUGGAAUUUAGCUGGAAGGCAGUAGCAGCAGUAGCAGCAGCAGCAGCAGGAGCAGCAGCAGCAGCAGGAGCAGCAGUAGCGGCACUCAUCCCACCGGCAACACCAACAAGGACGACGAGGGGAAGACGGAGAGGGCAGUAUGAAAUGCCAUUCGCGCCCUAUCCCCGUUGCAAAACUGGAAUUCGCAAAUUUGAACUAUUUGAACGUUUGUAG